CAGCAAGACGGUUCCAUCUUCAUUCAUCUCCCAUCCAUUGAUCCUUGUUGAGAGUGAUACACAUCCAGCAACAAAGAUCCCAUAUCCAUCAAUCUAUCCCUUUUCUAUUUGUUUUUAUUCAUAUUGUCAUUUUGAUUCAUAUUCAUAUUUGUUUCUGUUUGCAUUAUAAAACUCUAAGAAAACUCAUAAAAAUCGGUUCUCUUGUUUUCAGGUUUAAACCUUGGUUCCACCAUUCUAUCUAUUCGUGGGUUACCUCCCCUGUGCCUACAACAUUUUGGUAUCAGAGCUGAAGUUCCUGAAUCAGGUUAUAUCUAUCCUUGCAUCAUAUUUCAUUUGCUUGCAUUUGUUUUGUCUUUAUCGAAAAUCAAAAAAAAUUCCAUAAACAGUCUUUUGCUUCAAGUUUUUGUUUCUGCAUAUUUUGUUCUUGCUGUUCUUAUAAACAACGAAAAGAAAAAGAAAGUUGUGCUUGAUUCAUAUUACUUUCACUUAGUUUCGAAUUCCUGUUAGUUUCCUUUUUGUUUUGUUUCCAUAAUCGAAAAUCCCAUAAAAAUUGUCAUUUUGAAUUUGUUUCCUUUGUUUGCAUAUCCUUCAAAAAAAAAAAUCAUACUAGUUAUUGUUUCAUGCCAUAUUAGUUGGUCCAUUUCGUGUUUGCAUUGAGAAAACCAAAAAAAAAAAUAAUAAUUUUAGCAUACUUUAUUUCAUUUCGGUUCAUAAUUGCAUAUUUUAUCGGUUUAGUUUAAAUUGCAUUGUGCACUUGAUUUAUUUUGGUUCGACCAGACCUUCCCUUUUCUUCACUUUAUCUUUGAGAGUGUUUUCAGGAAGCCAUGGUAGGAGAAACACACGGCCAAUGUCAGAUGGCCAAACAGAACCAACAUUUGACAGCUUUGCAAGAGGUUGAUCUGAUUGCACAGCUGAGAAAAGAAAGAAGGCACAAGGCCAACGUCCACAGCCAGGAGAAAGGAGAUUUGGAGAUGCUCCAGAGGCUGUCUAUGUCGAGCCCAAGCCACCAGAUCCUUCAAGGAUCAAUCAAACCCCAACUUCUCAAACCCACAACCAUCAUGUUGUUAAUUCUCAAUUUAAUUAUAACUCUUUUGCUGAUAAAAUUAAACUCUUUACAUUUUCAGGAAAAAGAGGUUAUCUAAUAUGGGAGAGGAACCUUGAUGAAUGGUUUCACUACAACAACAUCUUGAAGGAAGAGAGGCUUGCUUAUGCCAUUGAACAACUUAGAGAUGAUGCCUUUGAAUGGUGGGUACAAGAAGAAGGUGAUAGAUGGUUUUACAAGGAGCCAACUAUCAAAACAUGGAGAGCUCUUAAGGAAGUCAUGAGAUAUGAGUUUGCACCCAAGAUUACAAGUUCUGAAAUCCAGGAACUAUAUCCAAGGAGGUAUCCAACUCAUGGUUCCAAAGAAGCAAGAAAAGAUGUACCAAAAGAAGGUCAUAGAAGCUUGAUCCAUCAAGACCAGAUUCGGCCAAACCAGAAGUCCACGGUUUGCUAUGAUCAAAACCAACCUAUUGAGGUCCCAAAGACCAUGGAGGAGAAGAAGUUUGUCAGCCAAGACACAUUGGCCAGACACAAAGAAAAACCAGACAAACUGAUUUUUCAAGAAAAGGCCAAGGUAAGUCCUAUACUUGAUAAAUUUGUUUGUAAAUCAUCUCCCACUGUUAUGAGUCACUUGUCUUUGUCCAAGGAUGAUAAGAUAGGUCCUGAAGUCAAGAAAGACACGAUCUCAAAGUCCUUGUUGGAUUUAAAAGUUGUUCAUGAUUUAAGUCCAAGGAAUGAUGAGAUUUCAAACCCAGAGAAAGAAGAGGCAUCAAGCCAAGGGUGAUGUAACAGGAAAUAAGGAGCAUGAAUUCAAAGGAGAGGAGCCACCAGGCGCCACACCUGUGAUGGACCAGAAGAUGGUUCAAGACACAAUGCAGUCCAUGUUGCUUAAAGAAGCAAAACCGGUCAUAAAAGUAUCCCAACAAGGUAAGUUUCACACACCACCUUUGGAUACUAGUAUUGACGUGUGUGUUCUUGGUACAGGUAGAACAAAUGAAAGCUAUAAGCUUAUUGUAGUUCCAAAGAAAGAACCAGACCCUAAGCUCAGCCAUGAACCCACUUCUAAGUGGAAACCGAAAUCUGAACAAUCCAUUGUUCAAUUU
Molecule: messenger RNA, 2144 nt
Organism: Brassica rapa (field mustard)
Lineage: Eukaryota; Viridiplantae; Streptophyta; Magnoliopsida; Brassicales; Brassicaceae
Source: RefSeq, a predicted model, not a curated record